AUGCUCCUACUGACCUCGUCUUUUGUAUGUGUGCAGGUGGACGUCACCCUCGUGGUGCACCUUGUUCAACAGACGCGGAUGCGCCUGAAGGCGCGCUACUUCGACAGGUCCCCUGGUCACUUUUUAUGCAGCGGAGAGAAGAUGCAGCUGCCUGACUUAAUCAAAGCUCACCAGAAGCUGGAUCAGCGUGAAAUGAAAGCGGAAGGCGUUGACGCGGAUGGCAAUGCCGUCUCCUUCGAAUACACCCUGCACGAACGCCCCCUGCCAGGCCAUGAGAUUGAGGGUGAUGUAACCGCGUGCUUUGAGCUUUUGCUCAAGUUCAUCCGCAAAGUGGACGAGGAGCUGGAGUGGCGCAUGCGCGACCUCAGCCACCUGGAAGGCGCCAAGUUGUUUCGCACAGCGUCGUAUCUGUCCGAUGACACCAAGCGACUAGAGGCCUUCAUGAAGUGGCUUGGCCAGCUCCACAAGCUGUACAACCACAAGCUGCCUGGUAAGCGUGCUUGUCUGAUGUGUCGGCUCCCGUCGCUCUACAGAUCUUCUUCUCACACUACCCAUCGCGUUGCCUUCGCGCUCAUAUCGAAUCGCCCUUCCCUCCCCUCUCAUCACCCACUUCGUCACCCUCACGUCGUCCUGUCCCCUCGCCCAUGCCAUCUCUCAUCCCUUCCCCUUCCCAUCCCGUCGUUUCUGCCUCUCUUCCUUCCCGUCCCGUCAAUCCGCCUCUCUCCCUUCCCAUCCCGUCAAUCCGCCUCCCUCCCUUCCCACACCGUCGAUCCGCCUCUUUUCCUUCCCAUCCCGUCAAUCCGCCUCUCUCCCUUCCCAUCCCGUCAAUCCGCCUCUCUUCCUUCCCAUCCCAUAAAUCCGCCUCUCUCCCUUCCCAUCCCGUCGUUUCUGCCUCUCGUCCUUCCCCUCUUCGUUCGCCCUUCCCCUCUCCGUACGUCUUCCCCUCUCCGUUCGCCCUUCCCCUCUCCAUUCGCCCUUCCCCUCUCCGUUCGCCCUUCGCCUCUCCGUCCGCCUUCCCCUCUCCGUUCGGCCUUCCCCUCUCCGUUCGCCCUUCCCCUCUCCGUUCGUCGACCCCUCUCCGUUCGCCCUUCCCCUCUCCGUUCGUCGACCCCUUGUCAAACUUAUAUGACAUUGUAUAUUUAG
Molecule: messenger RNA, 1143 nt
Organism: Closterium sp. Yama58-4
Lineage: Eukaryota; Viridiplantae; Streptophyta; Zygnematophyceae; Desmidiales; Closteriaceae
Source: the annotation of a GenBank genome assembly